Myotis daubentonii (Daubenton's bat) is the source of this 5298-nucleotide messenger RNA. RefSeq names its product zinc finger protein 345-like. The transcript is spliced from 2 exons. The record is from RefSeq and is a predicted model, not a curated record. NCBI's taxonomy places the organism in Eukaryota, Metazoa, Chordata, Mammalia, Chiroptera, Vespertilionidae. Bases 152 to 2563 code for a protein of 803 amino acids.
CUGCUGUGGAGAAGACAAUGUGGAGGCCCUGACUGAACAAAAGGUUUCUGUUAGAUUGUCACAGGCAAGGAAUCCCAAGUUACCGUUGUCUUCCCAGAAGAGUCACCCCUGUGAGAGUUGUGGGCUAGUCCUGGGAAACAUUUUCCACGUGAUGGAGCUGCAGGGAACACAACACAGACAGAUACUGUUGAGGUGUGGAGCGUGUGCAAAAAGAUUUUCUUUGUGUGCAAAAUUUCACCAGCAGCAUGUGAGAGAGCAGACUUACAUUAGAGGUUUGGAAAGGAUGUCACUUGCAAACAGCUGCAAUUUCAAUGUGUCCCAGAAUCAUUUCACCAGUGGGGAGGUUGGGCAGAGUGUCUUUACCGAAUCUGGACAUCUCCACCUAAAGGCUACGCAGACCAGGGACAGUCCAACUGCUAUUUUGAUGCGUGGGAUGACGUUUCAACGUAGAAAAAAUUAUUUCAGCAGAAAAGAAUGUAAGAAAGACAUUAAUUGCAUCCACACGUUUAUUCAGGAAAAAGAUUUCCAUCUUGGAAGUGGGUGUUGUGUGCGCGCUGAAUGUGGAAAAUAUUUUACGAAAUUUUCUGGCUUUCAUUAUCAACAGAGAGGUCACACUGCAAAAAAGCAUUACAAAUGCAGUGAAUGUGGGAAAUCUUUUACCACUAAGAACAUUGUUCAGCAACAUCAGAGAGUUCAUAUGGGAGAAAAGCCUUAUAAAUGCAGUGAAUAUAGGAAGUCUUUUACCCAGAGCACUACCCUUCGUAUUCAUCAGAGAGUUCACACAGGAGAAAAGCCUUAUAAAUGUUGUGAAUGUGGGAAAUCUUUUUCUCGGAGCAUUGCCCUACGUUACCAUCAGACAGUUCAUACAGGAGAAAAGCCUUAUAAAUGCAGCGAAUGUGGAAAAUCUUUUACACGUAGAAAAAGUCUCAUAUAUCAUCAGAGAGUUCACACUGGAGAAAAGCCUUACCAAUGCAGUGAAUGUGGGAAAUCCUUUAUCCAGAGCACUAAUCUUCGUUUUCAUCAGAGAGUUCAUACAGGAGAAAAGCCAUAUCAAUGCAGUGAAUGUGGAAAAUCUUUUACCACUAAAGGAAUCCUUGCUCGACAUCAGAGAGUUCAUACAGGAGAAAGGCCUUAUAAAUGCAGUGAAUGUGGGAAAUCUUUUACCCGGAAAACCAACCUUCGUUAUCAUCAGACAGUUCAUACAGAAGAAAAGCCUUAUAAAUGCAGUGAAUGUGGAAAAUCAUAUAAAAGUAGCAAAGGGCUCCAAUAUCAUCAGACAGUUCACACUGGAGAAAAGCCUUUUCAAUGCAAUGAAUGUGGAAAAUGUUUUUCCACUAACACUGACCUUCAUAGACAUCAGAGAGUUCAUACGGGAGAAAAGCCUUAUCAGUGCAGUGAAUGUGGGAAAUCUUUUUCCCGGAGCACCGCCCUUCGUUACCAUCAGACAGUUCAUACAGGAGAAAAGCCGUAUAAAUGCAGUGAAUGUGGAAAAUCUUUUAGACGUAGAAAAAGUCUCCUGUAUCAUCAGAGAGUUCACACUGGAGAAAAGCCUUACCAAUGCAGUGAAUGUGGGAAAUCUUUUACCCGGAGCACUAAGCUUCGUCUUCAUCAGAGAGUUCAUACAGGAGAAAAGCCAUAUCAAUGUAGUGAAUGUGGAAAAUCUUUUACCACUAAAACCGUCCUUGAUCGACAUCAGAGUGUUCAUACAGGAGAAAAGCCUUAUAAAUGCACUGAGUGUGGGAAAUGUUUUACCCAGAGCUCUGCCCUAUGUAAUCAUCAGAGACUUCAUACAGGAGAAAAGCCAUAUGUAUGCAGUGAAUGUGGGAAAUCUUUUUCCCAGAGUUCUGGCCUAUGUCAUCAUCAGAGACUUCAUACAGGAGAAAAGCCAUAUAUAUGCAGUGAAUGUGGAAAAUCUUUUACCACUAAAAGAAUCCUUGAUCAACAUCAGAGAGUUCAUACGGGAGAAAAGCCUUAUAAAUGCAGUGAAUGUGGGAAAUCUUUUACCCUGAUAAGUAACCUUCGUUAUCAUCAGACAGUUCAUACAGAAGAAAAGCCUUAUAAAUGCAGUGAAUGUGGAAAAUCAUAUAAAAGUAGCAAUGGGCUCCAAUAUCAUCAGACAGUUCACACUGGAGAAAAGCCUUUUCAAUGCAAUGAAUGUGGAAAAUGUUUUUCCACUAACACUGAACUUCAUAGACAUCAGAGAGUUCAUACGGGAGAGAAGCCUUAUCAGUGCAGUGAAUGUGGGAAAUCUUUUGCUCGGAGCACUACCCUUCGUUACCAUCAGAGAGUUCAUACAGGAGAAAAGCCUUAUAAAUGCAGUGAAUGUGGAAAAUCUUUUACCAUUAAAACUGUCCUUGAUCGACAUCAGAGAGUUCAUACAGGAGAAAAGCCAUAUCAAUGCAGUGAAUGUGGAAAAUCUUUUACCACUAAAACAAUCCUUGAUCGACAUCAGAGAGUUCAUACGGGAGAAAAGCCUUAUAAGUGCACUGUAUGUGGGAAUUCUUUUAAAAAGAGCAGUGCUCUUCAGUGUCAUCAGAGAGUUCACACUGGAGAAAGCUAUUAAGAGUGCAAUUAAUGUGAGGUAUCUCUCAGCCAAAUUUCUAAAUUCCCUCUCCGCAUAAGAGUACAAAUGUGAGAAAUUUCUUAGAUGUGUAGUAAAUGUAAUUUCUUUGGACUUAACGAUAGUACAAGAAAAUUUGUGAGUCCUCAUUUUUCUGAAUUGUAUCAUACAUUUAAUCACCUACAUUAUGCAAUGUUCCCAUAAGUGUUUUUGCUGUUGUGCUUCUGUGUUUUUAUGUUGGAACAGUAUGUAAUUAUGUUGCACGUUCUAACAUACAGGAUGUACUGCCAGAUCUGUGUCACUGCAUAUUUCUGUUGCUGAAGGUAAUUCACCUGAACCACCUAUAAGGUCCCUACAGAUGGCCUCAAUCACCAUCCUUCUGUCCCCAGGGAUGUUAAGUCAGACUCUAAUUUGUUGACGGAAAUGAGGAAUACCUGAAUCCUUAGUUCUUUCUUCCAGCCCUGUCUUGUGUUGCCAAACAGGUCUCAUUACGGUUGGUCCCAGUAAACAUGUUGCAGAGGGACUGCCAUUUUCAGGGACACACUUUCCCUAGAUGCUAAUGAUGAGUUUAUUGUGUGCCUAAGUCACCAACGGGAGAACUGUCAAUGUCAUGUCUCUAUGGAUUGUAAAAUAAUGAAGGGUUUUUCUUAAGACUUCUUUAAUUUCUGGUGUUCUGUUUACUCAAUAGGUUAGUUUAUAAGGAGAUUUGGGCUUUCCAAGCAUGAAGAGGUGAAAAACUUUUAGGGGUCUCAAACAUUUUUCCCAUGGGGCAACAGUAUUGUUCAGGAAUUAGUUCAGCAGUUUUUGGCAAAUUUACAUUGCUGCCCAUAUUUUCCUAGGAAACACUGUGGACACUCUACUUCUCAUGUGAAGAUGGAUGCUUUGACACAUAGAGAUCACUCCAAAGAGAGGGUAGCUGUGACAACCUCAAGUAUGUCUAGAAACAUGAAAUUUUUUUCUUGUUUGCAAGCGAUGCCAAUACCUGUGAAGGAACCUCCUGCCCUGGUCUUGCAGAGGGCCAUGUGCCCUGAUGCCUUCAAUUCCAUGGGUGAUGGUCACUGGUUGGAGGACCAUCGCAGUGAGAGGAAACCCUUUCACUGCAGAAACACUGACCUAGUUGUUGUUGGACGAGACUGCAGCCCAUCAAGUGGAAUGGUCCUCAUCUAACUGUGCAUCCAGGAAUGUUUCUGAGGAAAAGACUAUAGGAGUGGUGUGUACACAGAUCUGAGGGACUCCAGGCAUGUUUAUCUUCUGUAGAGCAAUCAAUGUCAUUGAAUAUAAUCGAGGUUUUGUGGCUUCCUGUCACCUCCUAUAUGUUCCCAUCAGAGCCAUUGGUGUGCUGGCAGCAAAACCAAGACAAAGACAAAGGGUGUCUUUAGUCCAGGGAUGUCGCUUUUGUGAAGUAUAGUGUUUCAUAAAUCUUAACAUGUGCGUGAAACUGAAACCAUCAUUUAUACACAUAAUCCUGACCAUAUCUGUCACUGUGAACUUGCUUCAUGACCUCUUUUAAUCUCUCCCUGUUCUUUACAGCUUUCCUAGUAACCAUGGAUUUACAUUCCUUUUUAAUAGAUUACAUUUUCUAAAUAUAUUUCUGCUUUAAUUUAUGUUUCAUCCACACUUGGAGAUUUAUUAAAGAUAUAUUAGUAACUCAUCUUUUUUUGUUCUGAGAAACAGUCGUAUAUUUGAAUUUAUCACCAACAGUUUAUCCAUUUUUUAUAAAUAUUUAUUUAAUAAAGCUGAUACAAACAUUUCUGUAUAAAUCUUUAUAGCAUACAGAUUACCAGUGCACGUAUUCAUGCACCAGUGGGGUGCCUCAGCCUGGCCUGUGGGAUCAGGCUGAAACCAGCUCACCGAUAUCCCCCAGGGGUCCUGGAUUGCUACAGGGUGCAUGCCAGGCCACAGGACCCCACCAGUGCAUGAUCGGAGCUGGGGAGGGACACAGAAGGUUGGCUAGCCAGCGAGGGACCUGGGGAGGGCUUCAGGGCUUGUCUGGCCUGUCUUGUUCAGUCCUGGUCGGCUGGACCAGCUGAAAGCUUACCUAACUGUAGGAGUGUCUGCCCCCUGGUGGUCAGUGCACAUCAUAGCGAGCAAUUGAGCAGCCUUAGCAUAUCAUUAGCAUAUUACACUUUGAUUGGUUGAAUGGCUGAAUAGACACUUAGCAUUUUAGGCUUUUAUUAUAUAGGAUAAGUGUUAUUGACUUUUGUCAGAUAUUUGUAUAAUCUGAGUUGUUGGGUGAAUGUUUAUAUUUACAGAGAUUAGCAAAUUGUCGUCUAAACUGCAUAUACUACCCAAGCUGGUGUGGCUCAGUUCUUGGGCAUCUUCCAGUACACCACAGGGUUAUGGAUUUGAUUGUUGGUGGGGAUAUGUACCUGGGUUAUGGGUUAGAUCCACGCAAGUGGGUGUGCAGGAGGUGGCUGGCCAAUAAGGCACUCUUCCAUCAAUGUUUCUCUUCCUCUCCCUUCUCUCCCUAAAAAUUAGUAAACUCUUCUUUAAGAAUAAAAAAUAAGCAUUAACUGAUUGUACGUUUUUGCAUUUCUACAACAGUCUGUGAGGGAUACACAUUCACAUUCUAAAGAACCUUUUGUUUGGUCAAUCAUUCUUUAGGUAAACAAUUUUUUUUUGGUAACUUUGUCCUGCUACCUCACUGUUUAGUUGUAUUUUUUCUAGAAAUUUAUGGUGAGUCUUUUGUCUGAUGUGUAUUUGCUGUGUCUGUAUCUUUAUUAAAACUGCUGAUCAUA